AUGUAAGAGUUUAAUAACUAAGUCUGGUCGUGGCAAAGGCACUCCAAUUCGAAAUACGACCAUGCCAUUUCCUACCCUGUUUUCCCCGCAAUCAAACUAAAAGAACAUCUCUCUCCCUCUCUCUCUCUCUCUCUAAAAAUGACUUUUGUGUUUGGUUCCUAACAAUAAUUUACUUAGAUUUCAAUUUUUUUAUUGUAAAUUAAUUAUCAAUGGUUUUUCUUGUUUGAUGUUGUAAUUUCGAGAGAAGUAGAAAUGACCAAAGAGAAUCAAUCGGAGAAGAUGGUGAAUGUUGUCAGGCGUCCAUGCUUCUUUGUGAUUUUCUCUUCUAAUUUAAGCUCAGAGCGACUGGAUUAACGCAAUCCAAAUUGUUCACAUGGCAGAGAAUCCCUGUCAGUUUCAUCAAGCAUAUGGAAGGGAAAACGCCGGGAUUAGUUUCUUUGUUGGGCCCUAGUGGGGAUGUUUGGACAGCUGACUUAACUCAGGAGAAUGACGAUGUGUUAUUCAGUAAUGGGUGGUCGGAAUUUGUGAGAGAUCAUUUCUUGGAAUGCGGUGACCUUUUGGUUUUUAGGUAUCAUGGCGAGUUGUGUUUCUCUGUGCAAGUGUUUGAUCAAAGUGCGUGUGAGAAAGAGGCUGCGUUUCAUUCCAAAUGCAGCCAAGGUUGUAGUGAAUUUUGUGGAAGUACAGGGAAGAAGAGAGAAAGAGAGGAGGAGGCUGCAUCAUUAGAGAAAGAUUUUGUUUGUGCACGGAAAAAGGUUAGAGAGGGCUCUUCUGAAUUCCAUUCAGCAUACAUAGAAAAGAACCGGGAAGCUCAUAUCAGCGCAUGUGAUGUGGGAGGGUGCCAGCAUGAUGGGGUCCUCACAACUGAAGAAAGUUUAUCUCGUGAAACAAAUCAAUGUGGGAAUCCAGCCAAUUGUUUUGCCACUCCCUCUCAAUCAAAAGCAUGCUCUGAAAAGCAAGAGGUACCCAUCUGGAAAAGAUUUGGCAAAGAUGAUGACUUGAAGCUGCAUGACAGAGGUCAUAUGUCAAUUUUUUCAGAACGUGAGAAAAGAGUUGCUGAAUCUUUUAUCUCUUGCUUUCCGUACUUCGUGAGGAUCAUGAAACGGUUUAACGUCAGUGGUUCAUACACUCUGAAUAUACCAUAUCAAUUUUCAAUGGCACAUCUUCCUAAUUGCAGAACAGAAAUUAUCCUUCGUACUAUCAAAGGAGCGUGUUGGAGUGUGAAUUCUGUACCAGCUACAAGAGUGCAUACAAGCCAUACCUUAUGUGGAGGAUGGAUGGCCUUUGUUCGUAGCAAUGACAUCAAUGUGGGAGAUGUUUGUAUUUUUGAACUUGUGCGCAAAUAUGAAUUGCGUGUUUUUAUUCUUCGAGUUGGAAAGGAGGGCCCAGAUAUGGAAACUGGAAAAGUAGUUUCUAACGGGGAAAACACUGGGUGUCAUGCCAUUGCACAUAAAACUGAAAGUUUUCCAAAGAAAUCGAGAAGGAACUGCUUGAAGGUCCAUUCUAAACUCAUUAAAAAAGCAGAAAUAUGUGAUAAAAAAGAGUUUGAGAAGAGUCAAGCAACUGGCAUUUUGAGGCAUGGAAAUGCAACAAAGGAUUCUGCCAGUGCUGUGCUCUUCUCUAUGUCACAAACUAGAGAUGGAAAGAAGCAGGCACCAAUUCAGAAUGGAAAGGGUGUAGAAGCUGAAGCUGGUCUGAGAAGGUUGGUAGCACUGGAUGAAGAAAGAGCAGCCAAGUCCUUUACGUCUGGUUUUCCUAAUUUUGUUAGAAUCAUGAGGAAGUUCAAUGUUAGUGGUUCAUAUACUUUGAAAAUCCCCCACCAGUUUUCAGCAGCAUAUCUUCCGAACUGUAAGACAGAGGUCAUCCUUUGUAAUUUACAAGGGCGAUGCUGGACUGUGAAUUCUCUCCCAGACUCAAAAGGUAGAGCAGUGCACACUUUUUGUGGAGGGUGGAUGGCCUUUGUUCGUGACAACAAUAUCAAGAUAGGGGAUAUCUGCAUGUUUGAGCUUGUUGGCAAGUGUCAAAUGCGGGUACAAAUAUCUGGGGUUGGACAUGAAGUGGUCAAUCAUCAAAUUGGAAAUCCAGCAUCCAAUGACUUACCUCUUCUGGCAGUGCCUCGCAAUGAUCCUCCCUCAUGAGGCUGAGCUUCUUUUUGCAUGUGUUUACCAGAGUGUGAUACUCGUGUUUGAGCCAAGGGGCGGUACUCGAAGGUGGCUGAAGGAAGUGGAGACGUUCUUCAAGGCUCGGUCUGUUAUUCGGCAUUUUUGGGGAUUCAUGAAUCUGCCGCCACUAAUUUUUCAUGCAACAGGGAGUCGUCCUUGUAACUGUCAUUGUACAUGCUAUGUAUCCUGGUUAGUUUUGUUUAUCUGUAGCUUGCGCUUGCAGCUUAGCAUGCAGUGGAAACAAUUAGAGUGUAGGAUGGAACUGCAAGAUCAGGCCCUUUGCUCGAACAACUUGGCUGAUAAUUAAUUCUUAGCGGACAUGAACGAAUGAAGGCGUUGAAAUGAAUGAAGAGGAUGGAACCUAAUUUGCUUGGAACGAUA
This is a messenger RNA of Populus trichocarpa (black cottonwood), 2540 nucleotides long. Its product is annotated as B3 domain-containing protein Os01g0723500. The transcript is spliced from 7 exons. The coding region runs from base 408 to 2135 and encodes 575 amino acids. Lineage: Eukaryota; Viridiplantae; Streptophyta; Magnoliopsida; Malpighiales; Salicaceae. The record is from RefSeq and is a predicted model, not a curated record. Gene Ontology annotation, molecular function: DNA binding.